AAACGGAUUUAUCAGGACGAACAUUAUCAACGUCCGUAUGAGUUUCCGCGAUGGCGUUCGAAUGAUGCAUUAUCAGCAUCUCUGUUUGCUUCUCACGAGAAUAUCACAAUCCCAGUCGAUAGCAAUGUGCCUGAACGCCGACUGAGAUUGAUGGAAAAAACUGAACAAAACGCUAGAGCUGACAAAGUAGGAGUACGCUUAUUUGCUGAGGAACUACAUCGCAAAGCUUACGGUGAGCAAAGAAAGUUGGGCAGAAGCAGCUCACUUAGUGCAAGCAUGCUACAGCUCGACUACGAACCAUGGUACGAUAGAAAAGCAAUACGUAAAAACAUUAUUCAUGAAUCGAUUGCAAAUUCGAAGGAAACAAGAAAACGGUUUGAGAGCGAAAGCGAUUUGAUUUUAUCCAAAGCAAUCCCAAUAAGCAGUGAUUUUCAGAGGCAGAAAUCUCCAAAAGCAGCGCAACAUAACAGAGAAGUUUUUGCAAAGGAAACGGAUCUUGCAUUGGGUUAUAGACGGCCUAACGGUAUUUUACUGUAUGGCUUAAGCAACCGAGAACAGCAAAUAUUAUCAUUUUUUAAGGAGAAUAUGGACGUCAUUCAUGAUCUUGGUAUUACUAUUCCACGACCGCUACAAGCACUUAUGGAUGGCAAUGGAAGGACAGAGGAAGAACGGUCAGCUGCAGAACUGCUGUAUCAGUACGACAGCGAUACUGCUGUUCAGCACCAUUCCUGGGAGAAAACAGACGACAACAGGAAAGAAACUAAUUACUCGGACGAUGAUUAUGCAAGAACUGUAUGA
Molecule: messenger RNA, 798 nt
Organism: Gongylonema pulchrum
Lineage: Eukaryota; Metazoa; Nematoda; Chromadorea; Rhabditida; Gongylonematidae
Source: the annotation of a GenBank genome assembly